UGGUGGGAGGAAUUAACUCGUUUCCAAUGAUAAAACGUGUAGAUAUUUGAGUUAACAAUAUGUAAUAAAAGUAGAAAAAAUAGCAUAAAGAAAAAUUAUAUCGUUAUGAAUUCUACUGAAAAUAACAAGAAAACAGAGCUAUCUCCUACAAAACAGCGUACACCUCGUCAACUGCCAGGUCAAAAAAAUGUAGGUAUUUACUUUGCUCAAUCUAAGAGAACAAUUGCUAUGGCAUCAGUCUGUACUGAUUCAGCUUCGAGUGAUGAAGAUGAAGAAUCUGACGAAUCACAAAUUGCACAAGAUAGAUCUUUAAGAAAAAGGAAAAGGAUUAGUAGUGAUCCUAUGACUCGAAAGAUCAGAAAGAUUAGAAAAAAUUUUGAUGGCAAUAUUACUUUUGUUGAUGAGGAAAAUAAAGAAUUCCUAGAAGCAGAAAAGUUUCCUGAAAAAUUGCCUUCUGAGAAGGUACUACAAAAUAGUUUAUCAUCAAAUAUAGAAUUAACAAUAAAAAAUAAGUCAGCAACAGAUAAUAGUAGUAAAGAUAAAGAAAGUAACUCUGAAACUCAAGGAACCGAUACUCUUGAAGGAUUAGAUGAUCUUUUUGACGAAGAAUGGACUUAUAAGAAGGAUACGCUUGAGGAAUUGAAUGGGUUUUUUGAAGAAGAGUUUUCUUAUAAAGAAACUGUUGUAGAUUUUACUAUUCCAAAGAGAUGUAUUAUUAUUGAUAUCAUUUGGGAAAAAACUGAUAUCACUUUGACUGUCAAAGAAGAAUAUAAUGAAGCAUCAACUAUUGUCAAGUGUUUUGGGAUAUGGCGAUACACAAAAAUUGAACCUGGAGAAUUUAUUGUCGUAAUGGCUAAAAAGGAAACACCAGAUUCAACGUACUGGAUAGUUGACAAUAACUUUGGAUAUAUCAUUAAUCAGCCUGACAUACUUAUCUCUGGUACAUCAGUAGUCAAUUCAUUGUUUUGCAGUAGACAGAGUCUUUUACAAGAGAAAUUCAGACAGAUUGAGAAUUUGCCAUACAACAAUAUUAACAAUAGUUAUAUGCUUGUUGGAAGCUUAUCUCAUGAACUUUUGCAAACAGUCUUAGAGAGAGGUAUUACAGAAAUUAAAGGAAUCACAGAAAUUCUAGAUAAUCUUCUCAAGUCAAAACAUGCCAUUAUGAUGAUGUACAGUGGUGGAGUUUCCAUGCCUGAUUGCAAAAAUCUCAUGCGUCCUGCUGUUGUUCAAAUUUACAAAUUCAUACAACGUUACAUCAAAGGUGUUGUACCGGAUUUAAAGGAUGACAAUUACGCUGGUAAAAUUGAAAAAAUCUGUGAUAUUGAAGAAAAUGUUUGGAUUCCAGAACUGGGAAUAAAGGGAAAAAUUGAUUUGACUGUUGAAGUUAUUAAUCAAAUAAAAACUAAAUCAUGUCCUACAAUAGAACGUAGGGUACUACCUCUUGAGUUGAAAACCGGUAAAGCUUCGUUUUCAAGUGAACAUCACGGUCAAUUAAUCCUCUACAUAAUGAUGAUGAAAAAUACUGGUCGUAACACAGAUUCUGGACUUUUAUUGUAUCUAAGGGAAAACAUCAUGAAAGAAAUAAAAGGCAGUAUCCAUGCCCAAAGAGACUUGAUUGCACUUAGAAACUCUGUAGCUUAUUAUUCAACGCGCCAACCAGUCGUAGUUAAAAUUAAAGAGGAAGAGACUGUUAUGCCAAUGGAAUUUCCAAAACCCAUCAAUCGUCGUUCAUGUUCUACGUGCCCAUACAAUACUUUAUGCUGCACAUAUCUUUCUGAUGAAGAUAAAAAAGAAUUGCAUGAAGGCCAUCAUCUUAAAGAGCUUUAUAAUAAUAUCACAGGGCAUUUGAAACCUGAACAUAGAGAAUAUGUGAUGAAAUGGGUUUCACUUUUACAACUAGAAGAGACUGCAGAGCGCCAAGACCAAGUUUCUUGGAGAGAUAUCUGGACUUUGAAACCUUCAAAGAGAGAGAAAAGAGGUUCCUGUAUUAGUCACUUAAAUUUAGUAGCAGUUCUGGAAAAAUCUAAUCGAUUUUAUCAUGAAUUUCAAAGAUCAAAAGAAUCCGAUUUGAAGGUACCUAAAGAAAUCAAUGCAGUAGAUUUUGCUGAAGAUGAAUAUGUAAUUGUUAGUACAAGCAACAGGAUCAAUAUCAUUGCAGGAUAUAUUGACAUUAUUACUUCAACCUCUGUUUUUGUACACUGUGAUAAGAAUAUAAAAAAAGUUUAUAAUGACACUAUUUUUCAUAUUGAUAAAAGUUCAUACUCUAACUUUCUGAUGCAUAAUAUGUCACAACUUGGCGGUCUUUUAGACAAUUACGAGAUCUGUAGUAACUUACGUAAAAUUGUUAUUGAAAAGCAACCAGCUACAUUCACAUCAGAAUUACCACCUUCAACUGGAAAAAUUGCUGGCGAAAUUAUUGGCAAAUUGAACAAAGACCAAAGAAAGUCUGUGUUGAAGACACUAACAACAGACAAUUACAUAUUAAUAAAAGGCUUUCCUGGAACCGGAAAAACUCAAACUCUUGUUGCCAUGAUUGAAUUAUUUGUAAAACUAGAUAAAUCAGUAUUGGUUACUGCUCACACAAAUAUAGCUUUAGACAAUAUCUUGCUGAAAUUGCUGGAUCGAAAAGUUGACUUCAUAAGACUUGGAUCAAGUAUAAGAGCACAUCCUGCAUUAGUUAAAAUGGUAGAUGAUGUUCUGACAGCAGAUUGUCAAUCACCUGAAGCUUUGCACACUCUUUAUAGCAGCAAAAAAGUUGUCGGUGUGACUUGUUAUGGAGCGACACAUCCACAUCUUGCAAAACGGAAAUUUGACUUUUGUAUAGUUGAUGAAAGUACACAAGUUCUUCAGCCUACUAUUUUGAGACCUCUUUAUUGUGCAGAUAAGUUUGUACUUGUAGGAGAUCCAGAACAAUUACCUCCCAUUGCAAAAAGCAACAUUGCAAGAAAACUGGGCAUAAAUGAAUCAUUGUUUUUGAGAUUGGAUUGCGAAAACAAUACCAUUGCUUUAACUUUGCAGUACAGAAUGAACAGUUGCAUUAUGAAUGUAGCAAAUAAAUUGACUUACCAUGAUCAAUUGCAAGUUGGUAAUGAAGAAAUUGAAAAAGCAAUUCUUCCCAUAUCUAAUGUGACAAAUUUGGAAAAUUGUGAAAAAUGGAUUAGAAAAUCACUUUCAUUGAGACUGAAAAAUUCGGUAAUAUUACUGAACACCUCCCCUACAUAUCAUCGAUCUCUUGACCCAUCUUUACAGAUAAUAAAAGGAAAUUCCAAUUAUUGGGAAGCAGCUGUUAUUGUUAAAUUGAUUAAAGUUAUUAAAAGUUUAGGAAUUGAAGCCAGAGACAUUGGUGUGAUUGCACCUUACAGAGCUCAAGUACGCUUAUUACGCUCAAUACUUUCUAGCGAUAUUGAAAUAAAUACAGUCGAUCAGUAUCAAGGUCGCGAUAAGAGUAUCAUCAUUUAUAGUUGCACCAAAAGUAUUCCAAAAGAUACUAAUGUACAGGAGUUUGAUAUUUUGGAAGAUCAACAGCGUCUUACUGUGGCUGUGACUCGCGCUAAACAUAAAUUAAUUAUUGUAGGUGAUCUUUGCACGUUAGAACGAUUCAAACCAUUUAGCAAGUUAAUAGCAGUAUUAAAGAGUGAAAAUCAAAUUUAUGACUUGAAAGAGGGUGAAGACGAUUUUUAUUUUGAUGACUUGAUUCAAUUAUUACUUUGAAAUUUUAAUGAUUAUUGUAUUAUUAGAUUUUUUAUAUGAUAAUUUUGUGAUACCAAAUGAAAGUAAUUAAUGUGCUUAUUUUCAAUUCUGCAACAAAAAAUUUGUUUGACUAGUAUUUAUUUGUAAUUUUUUUUAAUAGAAAAAUGUUCAAAACAAAUGUGUUGUUUGUUUUCUGCAAAACUUUAUUGUAACGACUUUUUAAAAGUACAAUAUUGUUAUAUAUUUUCAUACUUAGAUCAAAUUUACUUUAUGCUUCUCAACAUUAGAAAAGUCUCAGCAAUCAAUUCACACAAAAGAAAAGCUUAAGCUGGGUUAUCAAGCUUUAAUGCAAAAAAAUGCAAAAUUUUUCAUCUUCCAACUCAAGAUUUAAGCCACCAGUCGUAUAUCAUUCAAAAAAUCAUUGAGGGCUACUUGCUUGAGACAUUGGAGAGUUUAAAUAAUAAACAUAAAACACAUAAAUAACUCAAUAAAGUAUUAAAAAUGCACUUCUGCAUGAAAAAAGUGCAUUUUUUGCUACAAUAA
Messenger RNA from Phymastichus coffea, 4233 nucleotides. It is a transcript of the gene Dna2, whose product is annotated as DNA replication ATP-dependent helicase/nuclease DNA2-like. Gene Ontology annotation, molecular function: single-stranded DNA helicase activity; 5'-flap endonuclease activity. The record is from RefSeq and is a predicted model, not a curated record. Lineage: Eukaryota; Metazoa; Arthropoda; Insecta; Hymenoptera; Eulophidae. Bases 106 to 3711 code for a protein of 1201 amino acids. The transcript is spliced from 14 exons. Gene Ontology annotation, cellular component: cytoplasm. Gene Ontology annotation, biological process: replication fork reversal.